AUGGGAAACCAACAAUCAACAAAGAAAAGAAACAAGAAAAAAUCCCCUUCAAAAUCUUCUACCAAUGAACAAAAAUCUUGGUAUGUCGAAGGUCGACGGUAUACCAAUUACAAGAAUUCAAAAUAUUUUUUUCCAGAUGAUGAAAUUGAAAUGGAUAGAUUACAGAUGCAACAUUAUUUAUUUCGACAUAUAUUCUAUGGAAAUUUUUCUGCUCCGGUAGAAGAUGUGCUUAAACGAGGUGGUCGAAUAUUAGAUAUAGGAUGUGGACCAGGAACAUGGGUUUUAGAAAACAGUUGUGAUUUCGUCCGAUCCGAAUUUUAUGGAAUUGAUAUCGCUCCAAUGUUUCCAAGCACGAUUAAACCACGAAAUGCACAUUUUAUACAGGCUAAUAUUCUUGACGGUUUGCCGUUUGAUGAUAAUUAUUUUGAUUUCGUUCAUUUAGAAAAUUGGGCAACACAAGUAAUUCCAGAAUGUAUCCGUGUAUGUAAACCAAAUGGUUGGAUUGAAUUUUAUGAAGGAGAUGGUACAGCAUUUAAUGGAGGUCCAUGUUAUGUUCGUAUCGUGGAAUCUUUGAGGCAGGAAUUUUCUUCAAUGGGUUUAAAUCUAAGUGCUGCGAUCUUCUAUAAAGAUUGGCUUCUUAAAGAACCAAAUCUCGCAAAAAUUCAGGAAGAAGUCAGAAAGCAAUCCAUUGGAAAGUUUAAAAAAAUCCUCUUUCAAACUUUGGCUCCACGUCUUGCUAAUAAUUUAGGAAUAAGUUUGAAUGAAUUUGAUAAAAUGUUACAGGCUGUUCACGAAGAAUACAACAAAUAUGGAACUUAUAUGAAUUUUCACAGGGUCUAUGCGCAAAAAAUAUCAAUUAACGAACAUGCCCGUUGA
This is a messenger RNA of Racocetra fulgida, 876 nucleotides long. The record is from the annotation of a GenBank genome assembly. Lineage: Eukaryota; Fungi; Glomeromycota; Glomeromycetes; Diversisporales; Gigasporaceae.